Messenger RNA from Sturnus vulgaris (Common starling), 8943 nucleotides. RefSeq names its product MAM and LDL receptor class A domain containing 1 (gene MALRD1). The record is from RefSeq and is a predicted model, not a curated record. Lineage: Eukaryota; Metazoa; Chordata; Aves; Passeriformes; Sturnidae. Gene Ontology annotation, cellular component: membrane. Gene Ontology annotation, molecular function: protein binding.
AAACAUCUCUCAGAGAUGUGUAAACACAGAUUGGUCAAAGGCACUUUGUGACCUGUACUAGGCACUUUCAGUAAUUAUUUUCCAAGUGAAGGCUUGGAUUGUGCCAUAGCCCAUGAACAGACUCAUCUACACCUGUGUGCUGUAUUGCUUUGCCCUGGGGGAUACUCAGUCAUCCACAGGGAGUGGAUGCCAGCGUGGUGAUGGCUCCUCUGCUCUGCCUGGAGAAGUGUGCAUCUCCAGCCGCUGGUGUGGAGACAGCGGUGAUGGCAAACAAGGUUCCUCCUGGAACAACUGUGAUUUUGAAACCAAUCUAUGCAAAUUUCUUCCUGAAUUCAAUUUACAGCCUGGCUGGAUAAGAAGAAAUGGCCAAUCUGGCAUGGGACCACCAUACUCUGACCACAAUGGGAAUGAGAGAGCUUAUUUCCUCUCAUUGUCUUCUGAAAUGCAAUCCACUUCUGCAGCUUUAAGGACAAACGUUUUCCUUCCAACUGAUGAAGAACACCUUUGCCAGGUUAGAUUUCAUUAUUGGGUCAGUCAAAUGAGUGGAACACUUAUGGUGGGGCUUCAAAAGCACUCUGAAGAUACUGUUACAAACAUUUGGCAAGUUUCAGGAGAACCACGAAAUCAGUGGAACGUAAAUACCAUUACAAUCAAUAGCACCGAAAAGUAUGAGGUUAUCUUUUCGGGGAUGGUGGAGACCCAGAGACAAGGUGACAGUGUUGCCAUUGAUGACAUUACCUUUAGUGAAGGAUGUUCUAUAGCAUGUGCACCACAAAUUUCCACUUUUGAGCUUGGCAUAUGUGAGUGGCACUCAGAGCAGCCAGCUGAGCCUGCUCAGUGGGCACGGCUGCAAGAACACAAGAUUGCCUCCUGCUCCUUCCUGAAGGAUUCGAGUAACAAUACUGAAGGCCAUUUCAAGUGGUUAGAAACUAAUUACAAUGCAUUAUACGAAAGGGCCCACCUAAACAGCUCCAUGUGCCAUUGUUCCAGCAAGAAUUGCCAUUUUCAGUUUCAAUACUCCAUGGCAGACAACAGUGAUCUCAAAGCAGUACUGCUUGUGAAUCAGGAGGAGCAUGUCUUGUGGGAAGCCAGCAUCUUGACUAAGAAGGAGUGGGUCAAAGUGAAUAUACAGCUACCAAUAGGGCUAAAAAAUAUAAAGCUUGUGUUUAAAGGAACACUCCAGGGCAGGGCAGGUUUCAUCUGCCUGAAUAGCAUCCAGCUCUUGGACGCUGCACCAUCAGAGCUGCCAGGUUUCUGCUCCCUGGAAGAACCCGCCUGCAGGGAUGGGCAGCCCGUGGUGCCUGGAUCAGCCUGUGGCUCUCACCUGGAUUGCCCUGAUGGCAGCGAUGAGGACCCAGCCACCUGCUCUAAUUACACCUUAUGUGAUUUUGAGACUGACCUCUGUGGAUGGAAGCCACUGAGCCAAGGUGAUGCUGACUGGAGCAUAAUGAAAGAACAGACUCCCCUUGACAGAGAACUCCCUGGCAGAGGUCAUGCAAAUAAUAUGGGCCAUGGAGCAUUCAUUUACUUCAGUGGAUCACAUCAGAGGAGCACAAAGAUGGCCAUGUCUCACCUGGGAAGCCCUUUCCUUGUCAAGCUUGCCCCUGGGCUCUCCUGCUGCCAGGUAAGAUUUUGGUACCGGUUAUCUCAGGAUUCCCAGCUUUCUGUCUUUAAGAGGACUGCAUUAAAUGGAACCUUGGAAAAAUUACGUGACAUUUCAAGAUUGGCUGAGAUGAAUUGGACAAAAGUGACUAUACCUGUAGAAAGUGUGGCUGAGGAAUUACCUUUUCAGAUUAUCUUGCGAGGUACUAUUCUAACAGCAAAUGCUACUGUUGCUAUUGAUGAUAUCAGUAUAACAGAAGAAUGUAUAGUUAUGAAUAGAUCACUUCCAGGAGUCAGCCAGGAAAGUAAAGGGGAAACAGAAUCUGAAGAUGCUAAUACUUCAUCUUUUUACUGUCCAGAGGGACUUUUCUCGUGUGGGGAUGGGCAAUGUAUUUCACCUGACAAAUUUUGUGAUUUUAAGGCUGACUGCCCAAGUAACCAUGAUGAAACCAAAUGCCCUGCUGUGUGUGACUUUGAAAGGGAGAACUGUGGCUGGGUUGAAACUAUAAAUGCAGAUGAAUUUGACUGGGUAAGAAGUUCCAGCAAUGCUCUUCCACCUGCAUUUCAAAAGCAAGCUCCUCCACGGGAUCACACCUAUAACAAAUCUGAAGGUCAUUUUAUGUUCAUUCUGAAGACUAGCAACAGCAUUUCACAAGUAGCUCGGCUGCAAAGCCCAAAGUUCAGGCAAUCGGGAUCAAAUUGCACCCUGUCCUUUUGGUACUACAAUUAUGGAGAGUCAGUUGGGGCAGCAGAGCUGCAAUUGCUUGUGGAAGGGCUGAAGUGGCCUACUGUGCUUUGGAGGACGUAUUACAGCGAGGGAAACCAGUGGCUGAAGGCAGUCAUUCAGCUUGGACGCCUCCCAUACCGUUUCCAGUUUUCACUUGAGAAAAUCAGCCUGGGUUUUUAUGAGGGUGUCUCAGCAAUUGAUGAUAUCACAUUUGAAAACUGUGCUCUUCCACCUCCAGCAUUAAGUUGUGAAGGUCCAAAUCGCUUCUGGUGCAGGGACACCAAAGCAUGCAUUGACAGUUUAUUGGUCUGUGAUCUUGUGGAUGACUGUGGGGAUGGAUCAGAUGAAGACAGCUGUGACCCUGACCUGCAGUGUAACUUUGAAAAUGGGCUGUGCAAUUGGGAGCAGGAUGUAGAGGAUGACUUUGACUGGGUCAGAAUACGGGGUCCAACCCCCACGGUUAAUACAGGCCCAUUAAAGGACCACACCACAGGCACGGCCAGGGGACACUACCUUUACCUGGAAUCCUCUGAGCCACGCCAAUUCCUGGAUAAAGCAGUUUUGCUUAGUCCUCUCUUCAACCCUGCUGGCAAUGGAAGCUGUGUUUUCCGCUUUCAUUAUCAUAUGUUUGGAAAAGAAGUUUAUACGCUGUCAGUCUUCCAAAGAACUGUGAGCAAUGCUAAGGGAUGGCUGCUGUGGUACAAGUUUGGAAAUCAAGGAAACAGAUGGAUCAGACAGACACUCUUCAUCAGGAGUUCUAAGCCAUUUCAGAUUUUGGUGAAAGGUACCGUAGGAGAUGGUUUCACUGGAGACAUUGGACUGGAUGAUGUGUCUUUUCAGGGCUGUACUCUUUACAAUGGAAACUUGCCCACUGUUUCUACAACUACUUCAGGAACUUCAGUUCCUGCCACGCUCCCCAUGAACAACUGCACAGAGAAGGAGUUUGUCUGUCGAGCCUCUGGCCACUGCAUCCCGAUGAUCCAGAAGUGUGAUUUUAGACCUGACUGCUCUGAUAAGUCUGAUGAAUCAGCUUGUGUUAUGGAAGUCUGUGACUUUGAAGAUAAAGACCUGUGUGGAUGGCAUCAACCAGCCUUGGAACAGAUGGCAGAAAAUGAUUCCAUACUCACCACAAAAAAAUUCAAGUGGCAACUUGGAAGAGGAGCAAAUCUCUAUCCUGAGCAAGAAGAACACUGCCCAUUAACUGAUCAUACUACGUGCACUGAAGAAGGCUGGUAUCUCUUUGCAGACAGCUCAAAUGGAGAAUUUGGUAACACAGCUGACAUUGCUACCCCAGUCAUCUCCCUUACAGGGCCCAGAUGCAAAAUCGUUUUCUGGAACCACAUGAAUGGUUCAACAAUAGGUUCUCUGGAGGUACUCUAUAAAAGCAGUAACAAGACUUCUACACUGUGGACUCAAAGUGGCAGCCAAGGUCCCCAGUGGAACAGAGCAGAAGUGUUCUUAGGAAUUCGUUCAAAUUUUCAGGUUAUUUUCAGGGCAAAACGUGGUGUCAGUUACAUGGGAGACGUGGCAGUGGAUGAUAUUACCUUUGAAGAUUGUUCCCCUCUGCUUAUCUCAGACAAACCUUGCACAUCAGAGGAAUUCAUGUGUGCCAACAAGUACUGCAUCCCAAAGAAUAAUCUCUGUGAUUUUGUAAAUGACUGUGAAGAUAAUUCAGAUGAAAGCCCUAGUAUUUGCAGUACAUCUAUUGGGCAUUGCAAUUUUGAGUUUGACCUUUGUGGAUGGAAGCAAGAUGAAAACGAUGAUUUUGACUGGCACCUCAGAACUAGCAGUACUGCAAAACUGGGCACUGGACCAGCUACUGAUCAUACACUGCAAGAGCCAUCUGGUCAUUAUAUUUUUAUAAAGAGUUCAUUUUUUCAGCAACCAGGACAGAAAGCUAGGAUUUCUAGUCCUGUCUUAAGCAGAAAGAAUAAAAACUGCAAGAUAAUUUUCUAUUAUCAUAUGUUUGGAGCUCACAUUGGAUCCUUGAUUAUCUACCAGAGAACUACAUUGAAAAAUGAAAAAAUUCUCUUUAAUCUUACUGGAAACCAGGGAAAUUUCUGGCAGCGCAAGGCAUUGACCCUGUCUGGAGAUGGCGAUGAAGAUUUUCAAGUUGUCUUUGAAGGGAUGGCUGGAGAAGGUACCAAAGAUGGCAUAGCACUUGAUGACCUCACAUUUUCCAGGGAGUGCUUACCAUCCCAGGAAUUUUUACCAGCAGAACCCACAAAGCUACCUCCAACAGGCUCCUGCUCACAUGGCCAUAGGCAGUGCCAGAAUGGCAAGUGUUACAGACCAGAACAAAGCUGUGAUUUUGAAGACAACUGUGGGGAUAAUACAGACGAGAGUGAAUGCGGAACUUCCUGCACCUUUGAGAAUGGCAGAUGUGGCUGGCAAAACUCCCUGGCUGACAAUUUUAACUGGGUGCUAGGGGUCAGCUCGCCUCAAAGUCUAAGACCUCCCAGGGACCACACGCUUGGAAAUAGAACUGGACAUUUCCUGUAUCUUGAGACCAUUGCAAUAAGCCUAAUAAAUGAAAAAGCCCAUGUGAAGAGUUCCAUAUGGAAAGAAUCAAGUGGGACUUGUGUGAUGAGCUUCUGGUACUUCAAGUCAUCAAAAGCCAUGGGACAUAUUCAGGUUCUGAUUAAGACUGAUGAUGGGAUUAUGAAAAUAUGGAGUGAAUCAGGAACUCAUGGUGACAAGUGGAAUGAAGUCAAGUUACACUUGGGGAAGCUGAGGAAUUUUGAAAUUAUCUUUGAAGGCAUUCGUACCAGAGACCUGAGAGGAGGAGCAGCAAUAGAUGACAUAGAGUUCCACAACUGCACCACCAUUGGAGAGAAUCCCAGGGAAUGCCCUGCCCUCACUGAUUUUGUGUGUGGGAAUAAGAAUUGCAUUGAGUCUCGGUUCAUCUGUGACUAUAAACCAGACUGUGAAGACCUAUCAGAUGAAGCUGACUGCAGUUACUACACAAGUAUUCCUGGAAGCUGUAACUUUGAAACACAAGAUCAAGAGUGGACAACUGUAUGUGGAUUAAUGCAAGACACAACUGAUGAUUUUGACUGGAAUAUUAGCAACGGUGCUGUCACAGGGCAAACAGAUCCUCAUACUGACCACACACCAGGUAAAGGACAGAGUUUUUUGUAUGUCAACUCAUCCUCCCAGAAGGAAGGAAACAGAGCAAGGAUAACCACCACCAAAUUCUUCCCAGCUAGUACUGGAGUCUGCAGAGUUCGCUUCUGGUUCUGGAUGUUUGCUUCUAGACAAACAGGAAUCUUAAAGGUAUACACAGUUGAAGAACAUGGAAUGGAUAUCCUUAUGUGGUCUUCUAGCAGAAAUGAAGAAAACAAAUGGAUGUAUGGAAGUGCAGUUCUCUCCAGUAACAGCCGUUUCAGAGUUGCCUUUGAAGCUGAAGUGGGGUUGAGCCAACCCACAGAAUUUGCUCUUGAUGAUAUUUCUUUCACCCCAGAAUGCAUUGAUGGAGGACCAGUGGAUCCAGCGUGCCAUGAUGAUGAGUUCACGUGCGCGUACGUGCGCCAGUGCCUGUCCAUCUCCGCACGCUGCGACGGGGAUGAAGAUUGCUUGGAUGGCAGUGAUGAGAUGAACUGUCCCGUGGAGGUGCCUGCCACCCCAUCUCCAGGCUCCUGCAAGGACACAGAGUUCCUGUGUCCCUCGCAGGGCUGUAUCCUGUCCCUCCUGCGGUGCGAUGGUGUUCCUGACUGCCGCCUCCGUGAGGAUGAAGUCGGCUGCCCCAUUAAGGAUUGCUCCAAUGGUUCAUUGUUGUGUGCUUCAACUAAUCAAUGCAUACCACUCUCCCAGCGUUGUGAUGGAAUUGCAGACUGCAUUGAUUCCAGCCUUGAUGAGUCCGGCUGUUCAGCUUGUCCUGAAGAAUACUGCAAAAAUGGAGGAAAAUGCAUCAUCAAAGAUGACAUUCCAUUAUGCCAAUGUGGAAAAGGAUGGAAAGGAAACCGUUGCCACAUAAGUGCUAAGCCUCUUCAGCCUCCAACUUCAAAUUUCCAACAAAAUGAUAUUUGGAUUGGAUUGGGUAUCGGUUUCUUACUGAUUAAAAUUACAGCCGCUGCCUUGUAUUUUCUUUUGAAGAAGAAAGUGCCAGAAGUGAAAGUGCAGGAAACUGCUAUUUCUUCAUUUGCCAAUCCAUUGUACAAAGACCUCAGUUCAUCUGGGAAAGAAAAGUCUCCUGGGUAUGCCACCUCAUCUGCUGUUCAAAUCAGUGUUUCUCCAUGGCAUGAGUAUCCAUUUAAUGAAAAUGUGAAUGCUACUUCUUUUCUGAAUCCUCUCUACGGUGUAGCAGCAGAAGACAUGGAGAAAUUAUGUAGCUCCUUGAAAACAUAAACACAAAGCAGGAUCAAUAGUGAUUGUAACUCUUUGCCUAAAGAUUUGUUAUAAAAUCUGGAAGUGUGUCAUGAUGAUGUAGUAUUUGCAAUAUGAAUUAGUAACUCAUCACAGAAUAACUCUUACUAAAACAAUAGAAAGUAAAUUUAUAUUAAAAAUGGAAUCCGUACAUAAGUAAACCAUAAUUAUAUCUAGUCUUCUGUCAUUCCUGUGGGUGCAGAAAAAGAUUGAUAAUUAUAACUGUGAAUUCGUUUUACAUUUGUAGAUUUCAAAUUCCAGUAUGUUAAUAAAAUAUUUAAUCAAAUCCAGAUCCUUUAGGUUUGGGAAUCAUAAUUUGAUGUCCAUUAUUUGAGAAAUGAUGACUUAAAUAUUUCUGUAAUUUUGCAUUGGAAAGGGGUUUUAACUGACUCUUUUAGUGUUCCAAGAUGCAGAAGCAAAAGAAAAUCUUUAUAAAAUUAGAAACAUAUCGAACUAAAUCAAGAGUGAUCAUGAAUCAUGGAUUUGAAUAUCAGCUCAGCAUGUGAUUCAGCUAUGUGACACACCAGUAUAUACACUUAUUUUUUAAAGAUAUUUUUAUCAUUAACCUUGAUAGUUAUAUCUGACCAAACUUCCCUCUAGUCAGCUCUGCAAUUCUGUAGUUCUGACCACAGUGCUCCUGAUAAAUUUAGCUUAGUGGAUGACAGAGGGUGGAAACUGGCAUGUUCAGGAAACCAUAUUUCUGCUGAAUAGGUUUGCCUCCCACGCAGCUGAAACUUAUGUCAGCCCAUGCUUUCAUGAGAAAGAUAUCGGGGAGAAAUUUUGGAGUGCCUUGUGAUUUUUAUUGUCAUCCUCUGUGGUACCAGGCAUAGCUUGUAAUAGUGUUUACACUUUAAAUAACCUGACAAAAUGUCAUCUUCCAUAAUACCCACUUGCAUUACAUGAUCGUCAUUUUUAGCUUGAAGGCUUAAUUGUUCCUGCUGUGCUUGUUUUUUCCCUUACUGUAUUUCUACAGCCUGCUUAAUUUUAAACCCAUUGGCAAGUCUUAAAGUUACUAAACUCCUACAAAUUUCAUGAAAACAGGCGUCUGCACUGUAGAUGGUAUCUCUGUUAAUACCUUUUUAUUAAGGGAAAGCAGAAUUGCUUGACAUUUAUUAGACUUUUGAGGCUCCAGACAGAAAAGCAUACUGAUGCUUGCCUUCAUUCCAUCAUGCACAGAUCUUCUUGGUUUGGGUUUGGUGUUUUGUUUUUCUUUCACUUUUUAUUUGUAGAAUAAACAUAACCUAUAUCUUUCUAUAUAUCUCUAUAUAUUUCUAUAUGUCUAUAUAUCUUUCUAUAUAUUUAUACAUCAUUCUACCUGGGACCACGGAACUAUUUUUUUACUUCGAUUUCUUUCUUUUUCUGACUGGCAUGUUGUAACAAGGUGUGAUGUUUGCCCAUCAUUCUCCCCAUACCUUUCCUGCAAUAUGCUCCUAAGAGCCUCUCUGCUGCAUUCCCACACACACCUGCCUUAAUGCCAUCGAGCUGAAAGUUACCAAAUGCUAUUCAUUAAGGUUUUAAAUAAGGAAAUGUGAUCACACGUGCUGUUUUCUUUCUGAAACAAGAUUAGUAUUACUGAAACACAGAAUUUUCUUAUUAUACUUGUAUCUGUUAGGUUGAGACACAGAGUACAUUUCAUUCAGGAAAGUGCCAAGUGCCUCCGGCUCCUGGACUCCAAUAUUUUGAUAAAUCUGCGUGAGAUUAUUGAUCUCCACUUUAUAAACAGACAUUGAACAUCACGGUCAAGCCCAUGUACUCAAAUUCUCAUUUAUUCUGCAAUAGACUAGCACUACUAGCAGAAUUUCAUUAAACACAAAAAUCACUUAAACAUUGUUUAUGCCAUCGUUCUUAAAUCUCCAUUUACUGUGUCAUGCAAUGUGUAUCUGUAAAAAAUUACAUUAAUGAAAAGAAUAAAAUUACAAUGGUAGAAUUUUAUCACAUUCUCCCUUAUGAAACAACAUAUAUUUAUUUUAUUAAUUAUGGCAUUAAUAUUUUAAUGUCCCAAAUAAAAUCAGAUUACUAUAAAGAAUUAUUGUAAAAUAAUAUUGUAAAAUAAUAUUGUAAUAUUACUCAUCAGUAAUUAUCUCCUGAGAGAACUGUGACUCUUCUGGAUAAUCUCUGAAACAAGGUAAACCUUUCACCAAAAUAAUUUUCAAUUUUUAUAAUUGAAAGAAUGUUUACAAACAAAGUGCUAAAAUUCAGUCUUUUAAUCUUUCUGAACUUCAAUAUUUUUUCUUCUUAUUUCAUGAAGA